CCAUAGAGAAUGUAAACACAACGAUGGAGAGCAUUCACCCAUGGGAGAGGUUCAUAGAGUUUUAUUUUGAGAUUGGCCUCAAAUACAACGACAUUAAAUCAGUGCUUGCCCGUAAACACGGUUUUCUGAAGCGACUACUUAAAGCAAGAGGACAUUCUCGUCGAAAAACGUACUGUGACUUGGCGGUCCUUAUUGAAUUUAUUAGCAACCAAAUGCAAUAUUCUGGACAGCUUCACGGUUACCGGUGGAUGUUUGCAAAAUUCAGAGAACAUGGACUACGAGUAAGGAAAGAGGAUGUGCGCUUGGUGUUGAAGGAGCUGGAUCCUAGAGGAGUGUCGUUAAGGCAGGCAAGACGUCUCAGACGACGGAGCUACUUCUCAAAAGGGCCAAAUUUCAUUUGGCACAUGGACUCUUAUGAUAAACUGAAGCCAUAUGGCAUUUGUGUCAAUGAAAGUAUUGAUGGUUUUUCGAGGAAAAUAAUGUGGCUUAAUGUCUACACAACAAGUAGUGACCCAAAGUUGAUCGGAGGUUAUUACGUAGACGUAGUGCAGCGUUUGGGGGGCUGCCCUCGAAUUGUGAGAGGGGAUCUUGGAACCGAAAAUGGCCAUGUAAAAGGUUUUCAGCGUUUCCUCCUCCCCACUCCCACAGACAGCACCCUUGACAGUUACUUGGAUGGAGCCAGCAGCGCCAAUCAAAGAAUAAUUGAAUAUUGGUGGGGUUUUCUUCGCAGCCAGUGCGUGGAGUUCUGGUUAUCCUUGUUCGCCGACCUCAGAGACAACGGGUUUUUUGAUGGUGGAUUUCUGGACAAAAGCAUCCUUCAGUUUUGUUGCAUGGGACUCAUCCAGGAUGAGUUGGAUGACACUGCACAGGUUUGGAACGCACACACCAUCAGGCCCUCGAAGAACAUAAAUGUCCCCAGCAGUCGACCUAAUGUGAUGUAUGCCUUGCCUGAACUUUACGGGACAAGAGACUUCCUUUCCCCAGUUGAAAAUGAAGACGUUCAACUGUGCAAAAGCCAAUGUGUCUUUCGCCAGACCAUACCAUUCGAUCUGGAUGUAUAUGAACUGUGCAAUAUUUUUAUGGCCGAGUCCCAUCUGAAUCUACCAACAGAUCCAUAUGAGGCCAUCAGUGCAUCUCUGUUAAAGUAUUGAUUAAUCGAGCUGUUGGUAUAGUGUAUAUAGUAUUUUAAUAUUUUCCUUGCUAUCAUUAACCAUGCUAUAUUUUUAUGUUCUAUCGUUUUACAUUUUUUAACUUUUUUCUAGAAACGUAUGUUUGGCUUGAUGUAUGGGUCAAAAUACAACACUAUUGGUCCUCAGCCGGUGUUGUAGAGAUAAAGCAAAUCAAAUCAGUGUAAAAUUCAUGAUAUUGUACAAAAAAGGCAAUUUAUCAACUUAUUGAAGGGAAAUUAAUGUCACAAUUUUCAAAACUAUGAAUUUGUAACCGUUACAAUUAAAAUGUUUCCAGUCUGUAAAUGUGAAUUUUUUUUCUCAGUGUUUUAUGAUAGGUGAACAUAUUUGGCUUUUGAACUGCUGGUCAGGAAAAGCACUAUUGCUGUUAAGAAUAAACAUGCUGUCUUACUGAAUACAUCUGAAACUGGCCUAGAAAUAAACUGAAGUCACAUAACAUACUAUUGGAUGUUCAAUGACAUUUCUGCAGAUGUCAGCUCUGCUGAGAUUCUAUGAACCUACCUGUUAAAUAACUCAAAAAAUACUUGUUAUUAUCACUCCUCACUUCUCUCAGCGUGCGGUGGUAUGUGUUUAAGUGGGACACAAUAAUUGUCUCUGUGAUAAUUAACAGGACUUUUAUUACUUCUAGAAUCAAGUAGUACAAGCAUCAAGUGACAUCUAGUUGACAGAAAUACACAAUCAAGAUAAUCUGCAUGAACAACCUGUGCUGUGAAAUGUCAGAGGGGUAGAAAACAGAAUGAGCACUUGAUAUUUUUGUUAACAGUGUUAAUAUUUUUAUUACUAAAUUAUCCUGUAUUUUUUCCCAGCAUGAAAUCCUGUCUUGCAACCAUGAAUAAAACAAAAAUGU
Centropristis striata (black sea bass) is the source of this 2034-nucleotide messenger RNA. RefSeq lists its product as uncharacterized. NCBI's taxonomy places the organism in Eukaryota, Metazoa, Chordata, Actinopteri, Perciformes, Serranidae. Bases 24 to 1151 code for a protein of 375 amino acids. The record is from RefSeq and is a predicted model, not a curated record. The transcript is spliced from 2 exons.